UCCACGUUAUGAAAAUGCAUUGUCACCACUGGCACCUGAAGCUCUUUUAAUCUUGUCGCACACAUUUCACACCAGUUUCGUAUUUCUGAAUAUCUCCAUUGUUUUCCACUGUCAACAUCAACCUCAAAAAUUUUAAAUUCUGAAUUUUCUACCAAAUUUUAAAACUUACAAUUGCCAAAUUACUCCCAUGCGCGGAAAUUUUCGAGAAAAAAUAAUCGUGGAACGAUUGAGCAGCAGUUUUGUCCCAACUUAUUUGAAAUGGGUUUUGAAUCUCCAUGCUCACAACCUUCUUGGAAGGCGAGGCAAAGGAAUGAAUACAAGAAGUGCAAGACUGCUUCUGGAAGAGCUCCUGUUUCGCAUCACAAAUGCAUACCAGUGCAACAAGGAGCCAACCCAUCGGAUGACAAACAUUUGCUAUGUUUUACCAUGCAAUCUUGAUACAUUUGGUCAAUGCUCUCCUCUUUUUGUUAUUUUCAUCUGAUGUCAAGAAGAGCGCGAGAACUACUCGAGCGAAUCGCUCAAAUGGUUAUUGUUGCAAAGUGCAAGUGUGCAUGGCAAAGAUCAAAGUCAAUGACUCAUGUGAACUGUCUUCGAAUCGACACGUGGAUAGUAGACGAAUUAAUUGAAGCAGUAGCUCUUGCCAGAAUAGAUAACGAAUCAUCGGACGGUUCAGUAAUGUAUCCAGAAAGUUUGGACAGUUUGAAAUAAAAUAUUAAUCUGCUCAUUUAUUAUACACCCGUUUUUCAACAAAUUAUCAUGCCUUCAGAAAAAAUUAUCACACAUCUGAUUCUUUCUGUAUAAGGUACGGUACACAAAUCGCCUGGUUCCUCAAUGGAAUCAUUAUUCGUUUUAUUGCAUUUCCAUUCAACCGGACAAAUCCUCGCUCGCCAAGCACUGGGCGAUCAUAGCUCUUGUUUUGUACAAUAUACCCGUCUUUUUCAGUAAUGUCGUCUGGCAGAAUCUGGAUUUUUUGAAUAAUUGGUUAAAAUAAAUCAUUACAAUUGUAA
Messenger RNA from Caenorhabditis elegans, 1007 nucleotides. RefSeq lists its product as uncharacterized. The transcript has 3 exons. The record is from RefSeq and is marked reviewed. Bases 481 to 708 code for a protein of 75 amino acids. NCBI's taxonomy places the organism in Eukaryota, Metazoa, Nematoda, Chromadorea, Rhabditida, Rhabditidae.